AUGAAGCUGCCGCCACAUCGACCGGGUGUGGAUCAUGAAGUCAACCUGCAGCCUGACAAGAACGGCAACGAGCCACCCCUACCAGGAUUCAUCCGAGCGAGUAGCUCAGCGGCUGCCGCGCCGGUGCUGUUUCGCGACCGAUACCCACUGCCCCUCAUCGCGGAGACCCUGCAGAAUCUGGCCAAGGCUAAGUGGCUCACCAAGUUGGACGUGGUGGCCGCUUUCCAUAAGAUCCGCAUGGCUCCGGGACAUGAGGGAAAGACCGCAUUUCGCACGAGGUUUGGGCUCUACGAGUGGCUCGUGUGCCCUUUCGGCCUGAGCGGCGCCCCGGCAUCAUUCCAACGAUACAUGAACAGUGUGUUGCGCGAAUGGCUGGACGACUUUGUCACAGCGUACCUGGAUGAUGUACUGAUCUACUCGAGCGGUUCGAAGGCGGAUCAUGAGGCUAAGGUGCGACGAGUUCUCCAAGCACUCGCCGACGCUGGGCUGCACCUAGACCCAGCGAAGUGCGAGAAAGGAAUCGCCUGCGACCCCGAAAAGCAGCGCGCCAUCCGCGAAUGGGAGGCCCCGACCACGGUGAAGGGUGUCAGAAGCUUUCUGGGCUUCGCCAACUAUUACCGGAUCUUCAUCCCCGACUAUGCCAAGAUCACGCAGUCUCUGGAUGCCCUGCUUAAGAAAGGAACUGCCUUUCGUUGGGGACGAGCGGAGAACGAGGCGUUUCAGGAGCUGAAGCGACGAUUUUGCGAGUCACCGGUGCUCAAGCAGUGGGACCCGAGCCUCCCGACCUUUUUGGAGACGGAUUGCUCAGGCUACGCAUUGGGAGGCGUCCUGUCGCAGGAAGGCCCAGAUGGGCGUCGACACGCAUGCGCCUUCUUCUCGAAGCGACUUUCGCCAGCGGAGUACAACUAUCCCAUUCACGACAAGGAGAUGCUUGCCAUCAUGAGAUGUCUCGACAACUGGAACGCCGAACUUAGGAGCUGCGGCCCAUUUACAAUCCUUACCGACCACCGCAACCUGGAGUAUUUCAUGACACGCCAGAAGCUCACGGAACGGCAGAGCCGUUGGGCAGCCGAAUUGUCCCAGUUCGACUUCAAGCUCGAGUAUCGACCGGGCAGCGAGGCUGUCGUGCCCGAUGCAUUGUCCCGCCAGGCAUCCACCCUGCCGGAGAUGAAGGUCUUCGAGGAAGCGGACCUGCAGCAACUCUGGGACGAAACGGUGGCGAAGGACUCGAUAUUCGGGGCAGCCUAUGGCAGUCCGCGAUCGCGAGCGUGCCUUCCCGCCCUCGCUGGGCCUGAAGAUCCAGAUUUCAGAAUGUGCGAUCGACGCAGGCAAAGGCUGACAUUCAGAGACCGUAUUUGGCAGUCGCACGACUCUGUUGCGACCGGUCAUCCCGGCAGGGAAGGUACGCUGGCUAUUGUGGCUCGGCGAUUCUACUGGCCUGGACAGUCCCAGCUUGUUCGCCGAUCGACCCGGAGCCAUUUGUCCAUGGACUUCAUCACAGAUCUGCCGCCUACUGGACCGAGCAAGGCAAGGUACCUGUGGGUGAUUGUGGACAGACUGACAAAGGCUGUGACCCUCGAGGUGAUGGACAACAUGGAAGCUGAGCCGUGUGCAAACCGUUUUCUCCAGUGUCACUACCGAUUUCACGGAAUGCCACGGUCCAUCGUCAGCGACCGCGGGAGCAACUGGCUAAGUAGGUUCUGGAAGAGGUUCUGUCGUCUUGCAGGUGUCACGCAGAAAUUGAGCACGGCCUAUCAUCCUCAGACGGACGGAGGACCAGAGAGAAUGAACCAGGAGGUCGAGGCCUACCUGAGAGCCUACGUGUCGUACGUGCAGGACGACUGGGGAGAACUGCUCCCUGCCGCGCAGCUGGCACUCAACAAUCGUGAAUCCGCAGCAACCAAGAUCAGCCCCUUUUCGCUGAGCAUGGUUACCACGUCGCUCCCAUCAGCGUCGAGGAAUCGGAAGAGCCACCGAGGCAUAGAGAAGAAAGCAGAGCUGAUAGCCUACUCAGUCGCCUGCAGGAGGUCAAUGAGUACAUGCAAGCAGUGA
This is a messenger RNA of Hirsutella rhossiliensis, 2052 nucleotides long. Its product is annotated as reverse transcriptase (RNA-dependent DNA polymerase) domain-containing protein. Bases 1 to 2052 code for a protein of 683 amino acids. The record is from RefSeq and is a predicted model, not a curated record. The transcript has 7 exons. Lineage: Eukaryota; Fungi; Ascomycota; Sordariomycetes; Hypocreales; Ophiocordycipitaceae. Gene Ontology annotation, molecular function: nucleic acid binding. Gene Ontology annotation, biological process: DNA integration.